AUGAAUAGACGACUUGUGCAAAUGUUUAGCAAAUAAUUCGGCUAAGUACCAAAAUUCUUUGCCUCGAAUGAACAGCCAAUUAUUUUGAGAAAUGAGAAGUCAGGCUAUUAUGUGAAUCCAGAAGCUGUUGCUCGUCGAAUGAUAAAGGUGAUUAGUUUGCACGACGACGUAAAGAAUCCCUCUGCAAUCACUUUGCAAUCCACAUGGACUGACAUCGGUUUGUCAGACAUGGCUUACGUAGAAGUUAUGGUUGAGGUUGAGAGAGAGUUUGAAAUAGAAUUUCCAGACACUGAUGUGGAGUGUUUCAGAACAGUCAAUGAUGCAGUAGAGUAUGUGGCAAGGAGCUUCUUCGCUGUUUGAUUUAAAAGCACAUAAAAUAAAAUAAAACACAAUGCUAAUAUUGUUAAUAAUUGGUGU
This is a messenger RNA of Paramecium tetraurelia, 417 nucleotides long. RefSeq lists its product as uncharacterized. Gene Ontology annotation, cellular component: mitochondrion. The record is from RefSeq and is a predicted model, not a curated record. Gene Ontology annotation, molecular function: acyl binding; acyl carrier activity. The transcript is spliced from 2 exons. Lineage: Eukaryota; Ciliophora; Oligohymenophorea; Peniculida; Parameciidae. Gene Ontology annotation, biological process: fatty acid biosynthetic process.